UUUUUUUCUUUUCUUUUUCUUUUCAUUGAAUAAAAACAGUCUCAAACUAUACUUCUUUUGUUUUAUUUUUCUUCAUUUUAUUACAUACCAUCACACUUAUUUGGAAAGCUGACUUUUUUUUACAGUGCAUUUUCCAAUGCAUUUUCCAGUCAGUACUUUUUUCCAGUGUUUUUUUUUCUAGUCACUUUUUUAAACUAAAUUGAGCAUCGAUUCCAUCAUGACUUCAAUUGCAGCUUCUGAUGAUAAAAUGCAUUGUAGUUUUGAAAAUUGCACAAGCUUUGGAGUGAUUAUCAAAGAUGUCCCAAGGGUAACCAUAGAAGGAAAUAAAUCAGAUGAUGACAGUAUAUUUGAGGAUGACGAUACUCUUCAAGUUGCUCUUGAUAUCAUGACAACCAUCUCAUUCAUUCAAGAAAAAGAAGAAGAGAACAAAACAAGGCAUGAUUACAAAACUGCCGUACUAUCAGCAUUCAACGCAUUAAAUCGAACUGACAAGGAUAGAGAAAAAACAAAAAAAAAAACUCUGAUAGCACAGUUAGGGGAAUUAGAGCCACUGGCAUAUAUUGAUCAUAAAGGGGAGGAACACAAUUUACUAACUGCAUCAGAAGUCAUUCGGAAUGUGGUAGUGUCACAAAAGAAGGAUCUAUCGCCAUCAUUUCUUAUUGUGUCCAAAAAAAGAAAGGUAUUCAUGGGAGAUGGUCCACCCGAAGUUUUCUUACUUUUCAUCCAUAACAUCAUUCUGGAUAGUCACUAUAGAAAUCAACUUUCCAAGUCAAAUUAUGUGGAACUUGAUCGCGAGAUUGCACUGUAGUUGAACUACAGCUGGACACUGAACCCUGGAAUGGUCGAAGUAUGUGCUAGAUUGCUGUAAGAGAUGAUAUUCACAGAGAAAAACAAAGCAUUACUUAUCCUUGGUGGCAAAAUUUAUUCAAGACUACCGUCCCUCGAUGCUCAGUACGAGAAAACAUCAUCAAUAAAGAAUGGAAACAUUCCACAAUCCUCUCUACCUCACGUUCACUCAAGAUACGAAAACAUUAAGGUAGUUUUAAUGGACUAUGACAAUACAAAAAAAAAAAAAAAAAAAAAAAAAAAAAAAAAA
Molecule: messenger RNA, 1096 nt
Organism: Cokeromyces recurvatus
Lineage: Eukaryota; Fungi; Mucoromycota; Mucoromycetes; Mucorales; Mucoraceae
Exons: 1
Coding region: 218-808 (196 amino acids)
Source: RefSeq, a predicted model, not a curated record